AGAAUGUACUAAUUUCUAUACCUACCUAUAGGAAAACAAUUGGGUGAACAUCUGUGCAUCAAGCACGCAAAGAACACUUCAAGAACAACGAUGACAAGUGCUUAAAUAUACGUAAACCACGUACGUAGAAUUUGCUGUAAGUAGAUAUCCCAAAUUUUUUUUGGCAUAGAAAUUCGUCGUUGUUAUAUGCUGUUAGUAUCUCACUCGAAAAAUAUAUUUGUGUAAGUGCAUUAAUUGUAAAUCGAACGAUUAUGAUGAGUAGAUCAUUUGCUCCUCUAAGAAUUAUUCUAACCUUCAUGCUGGUUCAGACAACGACAAAAGCAAGGCAACUGCGGGAACCAUACAGCAUUGACAUCAAUUCAUCACUGACCUGCGUACUGUUCGGUACCACCGGCUGUAACAUCGAAUGCUCCAUCACACAUGAACUUUAUGGCCACCAAACCUACGGAAAAUGUAUUGGAAACAACAAUUGCUAUUGUAACAGAUACUAUAAUAUAAACAAGCCCGUUGAGCUAUACGACGCAUGGAGGAAAAAAUUCGACGACGAUUACGUUUUCAAACAGAUCAUUCGUUACACGAGCACCAUCUUCGAAACUGGUGGAAUAUUGGCCGAUCCUGAAGCAACUGGUGAAGAAAAUAAAGAAAGCCUUAAAUCCAUACUUAGUCCAUAUCAAUACGCUAGACUUAAAGUGAACGAUCGUAGUUUGGCGGCAAAAUUCAUUAAAAAUGGUCGAGUCGAUAUGGAACCGUUUAAAAAGCACGUCUCCGAUGAGCUCGAUGAAAUGCUGCAAUACGAUACAGCUUUGUUAUAUAAAUUCUACGACGAUAAUUUCAGAGCUAGUUUGAACAACAUUAACGAAGCAGGUACGUUGUAUAAUUUCGCUUAUAAAGUAGGCCGUUUGCAGAACGCAAAUGUGGAAAAAAUUUUCAAAGAAUACCUACGGCAGAAUAACAUUGAUAAACCGGAAGUCAACUUGAAAGAAGAACCACUUGCCAUGGAAGUGCUUCAUUAUACGAUUAUAAACGAGAUGAUUAAACGAAACGAUGCCAUAGAGAAGUCCUGGUGGUGGAGGUUUUGGUAUUAAAAAUUCUAGCUGUGACGUAAAAGAUAGGUAAUUAGGUAACUACAUUUAUUUUCUCCAGAUAAAAUUGAAAAAGAAUAAAGAUCAAUAAUUAUUUUGUUUUUCAAAAUAAUUUUGUCAAAAAUUACUGCAAU
This is a messenger RNA of Planococcus citri (citrus mealybug), 1216 nucleotides long. RefSeq lists its product as uncharacterized. The transcript is spliced from 3 exons. Bases 252 to 1085 code for a protein of 277 amino acids. The record is from RefSeq and is a predicted model, not a curated record. NCBI's taxonomy places the organism in Eukaryota, Metazoa, Arthropoda, Insecta, Hemiptera, Pseudococcidae.